UUUGCCGGUUCUCCAAACUAUUUAAAUUUUCUGCUACAGGUUCUCUGAACUGCUCAAAAUUUCCACUACCGGUUCUCCAGAACCUGUCAGAACCUGCUGGAUUUCAACCCUGAUGGUGACCCUGUUAGAAAACAUAGAGCCAAGCGUGCUAGUUGUAAAACUAAAGGCCUUGGAUCCAGACAAGGGCUCCAAUGAUCACUUGCUCUAUUCUUUUAGCAAUCACACUUCACAGAAAGUGUGUCAACUGUUCACUGUGCAUCCAGUAUCGGGCGAGGUGAGGGUCAAUGGAUCUUUGGACUACGAGGAAGACAUCUCCUAUGUAAUUUAUAUGCUAGCCACAGAUAAGGGCUCUGUUCCUAUGACUGGUCACUAUAAGGUGUUUGUUAACAUUGUGGAUGCCAAUGAUAAUGCCCCUGAAGUGGUGCUGACUUCCUUGUACGGCCCAGUCUCUGAGGAUGCUCAAUUUGGAACUGUAGUAGCUUUGCUGAGUGUUAUUGAUUUGGAUUCUAGCCUGAACAAGCAAGUCAAUAUAAACAUUCCUGCCAAUCUUCAUUUUAAACUUAAUUCUUUCAAAAAUUCUUAUACUCUUGUCACUGAGGAGUUCCUUGAUCAUGAAAGGAUUUCUAGUUACAACAUUACAAUCACUGCCACAGAUGCUGGAACACCUCCACUCUCUUCCCAUAAAAUAAUUAAAAUAGAUGUUUCUGAUAUCAAUGACAACUCAUCACAGUUUGAAGAAUUGUUUUACUCUGUUUAUAUAUCUGAGAACAAUGCUCCUGGAUCUUCUCUAUGUACAACAAAGGCCAUUGAUCGUGAUGCUAAUGCAAAUGCCUAUAUUUCCUACUCUUUGAUAAUGGGAGAAAUUCAGGGGCUAGCUGUGUCCUUCUUUGUCUCCAUUCAGUCUGGAACCGGCAACAUUUAUGCUGUCGGAUCCUUUGACUAUGAAACGCUGAGGGAAUUCCAGAUUGUUGUGCAGGCUCAAGACUCUGGGAUGCCAUCCCUCAGCAGCACAGCCAGUGUACACAUCUAUGUGCUGGAUGAAAAUGAUCAUGUGCCACAAAUUUUGUAUCCCAUCUCUUAUGAAUAAUUUCAUAGAGCCAUAGAAAUGAUUCCUCACUCAGCCAGUUCUGGAUACUUAAUCACUAAAGUGAUAGCCAUUGAUGGAGACUCGGGACAAAAUGCAUGGCUGGUUUUUCAUCUAGCCCAAACCUCUGUUCCAGACAACUUUAGAGUAGAGGUUCACAGUGGGGAAAUUCAGACUACUCAAAAACUGAGGGAGGCAACAGAGGCUACAUUCAAUCUUACCAUCAUAGUGAGGGACAACGGAGAGCCAUCCUUAUCUUCCUCUGUGUCAAUCAUCGUUGUGAACAGGGCUUCCCAAAUCAUUCCUGACAUUGGAAGAUACAUUACAGGUUCCAGAAAUUAUUCUGAAAUAACUCUUUAUCUCACUCUGGCUCCAAGUUCUGUCUCUUUUAUAUUUCUUUUGACUGUUGUUGCCCUUGGUGUGAUGAAGUGCCACAAAGACAGUCUAAAUAGCAGCCCUUGUUGUGCAGGUUUCGGCAGGACUUCUAAGGAAAGGUGCCCAUUUGAAGCAGACAAACAGCAGUGUUGCUACUGGAAUGCCACAAUUUUAUUUGGUUGAAGUGAGAGGCAAUGGGUCUCUUUCCAAGAUUUCCUGCUAUAAAACCUAUGUGUCAGCUGGCUCAGAAAGUGAUACCUUCAUACCUUCCAGGGAAGGCCACAGGAAUUAACCCUCAUGAUGAUAGAGAUACAUCUAACACCUAACUGGAGAAAGUGGACUGAGCUCUCCAAACUGUAUCAUUUUUAAAAGUGAUCUCAUUGCUCCAAAUGAGGUGAGGUUUAAAGGUAUAUAUGAGCUUUUUUUAAUUAAAUAACUUUCUUUUGAAACAUAAAAAAUGAGUGUUCAGGAUUAAUGAGUUGUGGGAAAAUUGGAGAGUGAAAAAGAAUUAAGAUUACCAAAAUUUUGGUAAGCAAAAUUUUGUUAGGCUUUAAAUUUCUUCUAAUAUGUUAGCUCUGGUAAAUGACUUUUCAGCAGUGUAAGGUAUAAAGGCUAAAGGUUCCCCUUGCACAUAUGUGCUAGUCGUUUCCGACCCUAGGGGCCGGUGCUCAUCUCCGUUUCAAAGCCGAAGAGCCAGCACUGUCCAAAGAUGUCUCUGUGGUCAUUUGGCUGGCAUGACUAAACACCAAAGGCACACGGAACGCUGUUACCUUCUCACCAAAGGUGGUCCCUAUUUUUCUACUUGCAUUUUUACAUGCUUUCAAACUGCUAGGUUGGCAGAAGCUGGGACAAGUAAUGAGAGCUCACCCCGUUACGUGGCACUAGGGAUUUGAACUGCUGAACUGCCGACCUUUCAAUCAAGAAGCUCAGUGUCUUAGCUACUGAGCCACCACAUCCCUCUAGUGUAAGGUAUAAGUAUAAGGAAAACAAUGCAGGAACAGCCAGGCAAUGAAUAUGCAGUAUAAUGAAUCUAUAAUACAAAUUAUUUACUAGUGGGGCUUAUUUCUAGGCAAAUGUACAUAGCUAAGUUGACUUUGUAUAUAAAUAUACAAAUAGAAUGAAGACUAUUGCUAACAUAGUGUAAGCCACCCUGAGUCUUCGGAGAAGGGCGGGAUAUAAAUGCAAAUAAAAUAAAUAAAUAAAUAAAAAAUAGCAGUAUAGCCUUAGUUAUUUAUUUCAAAUUCUGGUUUCUAGGUCACAAUAGGGACAGAUUAGACUUUGUGGUUAUGCAUUUAAAUGAUCCUGAAUUCUAAUGUAUUUAUUCAACUUGGUGCAUAUCACUUUUCUUCUCUUGUCUUUCAAAGUUUAAUCACAUAUUUCAGCAUGUGUGCUGGUGAGUGCUAUGCCAUAUAGCAACUUUAAACUACUGGUUUAAUAUCAAUAGCCAGUCAUUAAUUGAUCAAGCUCUUCUGUAGUGAUACAUACUGAUGAAUUUAAUUCUUGGCAAUAUAAAGAGUCUUCUUCUGUUUCUUAUGAUACCAAACAGUAAUGUUUGUUGAUUACAGCUAGCAUUGAGUUCAAUGGAUUGAAUGAUAAUCACUGAUUUUAGGCUGACGUCCUACAGCCACUUAUUGGAAUAUAAGGUUCAUUGAAAUAGUUGGCACUUAUUUUAAAACAAACUAUAGGAUUAUAGUCAAUAAACUGUUUAUAAUUAAUCUAUUUAGAACCAGCAGUGAAAUCCUACCGGUUCGCAUCGGUUUGAGUGAACCAGUAGUGAUAAAGACUACUGUUUUGGGCGAACCAGUACUAAAAAAACCCCUACCGGUUCCUCUGAACCAGUAUUUCCGAUGAUAAGCUGUGCCACAUGGUUUAAAAUUAAAAGAUUGAUUUAAAAAAUCUAAAUCGCACAGCACAGCUGUUCCCCCCUCACUGUUACACUUACCUUCCAAAGCCUCCUUUUCCACGCAAUUGGUGUGUACUUUGCAUGUGCGUGUGUGCAGUGUGUGUGUCUUCUGCGCACUGUGUAUGCACAUCCAAUGUGCAUUUGGCAAACACUGCACAUGCAUGUGUGUAGCACGCACUUGGCAUGCAGCGCGCAUGCGCAGCCAGCGAACCAGUAGCAAACCGGUUCAGAUUUCACCACCGUUUAGAUUCCAUUUUUUAAAACAGGUACAAGUAGAAAAUAAAAUCUGUUCCAUAUCAAUAUUUUAUAUAAUUAGAACCAAUAAAAGUAAUGCAAUUGAAAAUUGUGGAAUUUUAUGGGGCACCGAGCGGUCGAUUGUUUCUCCAAACUUGGCUCCCAGCUGACCCCUCCUGGAGAAAAGAAAGCUGACAAGCCUCCAGCCAAGCAUCGCGAGACGGCCCUAAAGGGGGUGGAAGUGGUUGAGUUCACUUCCCCAGGCCUAGGGGAGUUGAGAACUCCGACCACCACAGAAGACAGCGACAGUGAAACCGACACUGACGAUGACCCCUUGGUAUGUCAACAGGUGGACCCAUGACUAUCCCAGUAGAACUAAGAGUGCCAUUGUCGGGUGUCCAGGGGAAGAUGCUAGCCCUUUUAGAUUCUGGAUGCACGAGGUGUGUCAUCAGCCCUGACGUGGUGGACAAAUGGGACUGAGACUAAAAACGAUGAAGUACCCAUUGCAUUCUGCCAGUUGGAUGGUCAGUAGCUGGGGGGAAUCCGCCCACUUUGUGACUGAACCUGUUGAGAUGCGGAUGGGGGAUCACUGAGAGACUUUGAGUUUCAUCGUAGCACUUGGGAUGGAACGACCUCUCUUGCUGGGACUGCCUUGGUUAUGGAAAUGGAACCCCCAGGUGAAUUGGACAUCCAAUCCACCCACCCCCCGGGGGAAGAAGGGGGUGAACCUUUUUGCAUGGCUAAAACUUUGAAGGCGGUGGUGGCAUGUGAAUACAGCCCUAAGGAAUAUUGUGACCUCAGGGAGAUUUUUAGUGAAAAGGUGUCAGAUGUACUAUCACCCCAUCGACCCACUGACUGUGGCAUUGAGAUCCUUCCUGGUGUGAAGCUCCCUAAACCAAAGAUCUACUCUAUGACCCCUCGCAAGUUGGAAGAACUUUGGAGUUUUAUUGAUAAAAACCUGAAACGGGGCUUCAUCCAGCCAGCAAGGCCCUGAGUGGCUGCCCCAGUUUUGUUCCGGGAGAAAAAGGAUGGCUCUCUUCGCUUGUGUGUUGAUUAUCGAAACCUGAAUGUGAUUUGCAUAGAAAAUGUGUACCCACUGCCCCAAUGAAAGACAUGCUGGCUCGAAAUGGACAAACUAACUCUGAGUCUGAAGGGUAAAGAGACAUCAGUAUUUUAUGGUAGGAAUAUUUAGUUACUAAGCAUAAUCAAUAGAUAAAAUAAGAAUACAAAUAUGUAGAAUUUAAUGUUUGUCAUUAUUGCACGGAUUAUUGUCAGAUGAAAAACACCACAAAUAGCUGUUAAAUGAUAUAAGCUUUUCUUUUUCCUUUUUUUAUGCCUUUAAUGUAAAAAAGUUCAAUAAAGUAUAUUUAAAAAAGAAAAGAAAAGAAAGACAUGCUGGCUCACCUGGCUAAGGGGAAGAUUUUUACUAAACUGGAUUUGAGGGAGGCGUACUACAGAAUUUGGAUUAAGGAAGGCGAUGAGUGGAAAACUGCUUUCAAUUGCCCCCUGGUUUGCUUCCAGAUUAGGGUGCUCCCUUUUGGAUUACAAGGAGCCCUGGCAGUGUUCAUGCAAUUGAUUAAUGAGGUAUUGCAUGAGCACCUCUGUGUGUGUGUGUCCUGGUUUAGUUAGAUGACAUUCUCAUUUACGCCGAGACCAUGGAGGAACACGUGAAGUUAGUGCAGUCAGUUCUGAAAAAACUCAGAGCAGUUGUACGCUAAAUUAUCAAAAUAUGAAUUCCAUCAAAGUAAGAUUGACUAUUUGGGAUACAGCAUCUCAAAUGAGGGGAUAGAAAUGGACCCGGAGAAGAUCUGGGCAGUCUUAGAGUGAGCAGCCCCACACACCUGGAAGCAGCUACAAAGUUUCUUGGGGUUUGCAAACUUUUAUUGGCAGUUUAUCCCCUCAUUUGCACAAAUUGCUUUACCUAUUACCAACCUUCUGAGAACGAGGGGAGAGGCCAAAUCAAAACCUAGUAGGUUGCUUGAGUGGAUUAUGGAGUAUCAGGCAGCUUUUGAGAAGCUUAAGUGGCUGUUCACUGCAGAGCUGGUUCUAAAACACCCCAACAUGGAAGCCCCUUUCAUUGUCCAGACUGAUGCAAGUGAUGUGGCGGUUGGGGUGGUGCUACUUCAAGCUAAUGCUGAUGGGUCCUUACAGCCCUAUGCUUACACCUCCCACAAAUUGUCCAAGACCGAACGAAGAUGAGUGAUUUGGGAGAAAGAAGCUUUUUCUGUCAGUUGGGCAUUGUUAACUUGGAGGCAUUUCCUCGAAGGGGUGAAACACCCUUUUGAGGUGUGGACAGACCAUACGAAUUUAGAAACCUUAACACACACCCCCCCCCGAAGUUGUCACCCAAGCAAGUCCGGUGAGCACAACACUUCAAUCAUUUUAAUUUCACCCUGCGUUACCUCCCGGGAGGAAAGAAUUUUUUGGCUGAUGCCCUCUCGAGGCUGCCUCAAUACAAUAGUGCAUGACUGGAAGUAAUCCAGCCGAUUAUCCCUUCAAGACAACCUCUUAUAGUUUUGUAUACUUUGUUUAUUGUUUUUAUUAUUUAUUGUUAUUGGCCAUGCCCACCCACUCAUCUGACCACCAAGCCACGCCCACCAAUUAAGCCACGCCCACAGAACCGGUAGGGAAAAUUUUUAGAUUUCAUAUACAAACAUGUAUAUGUUUGUAUAGUUCACUGUAUAUAAAACCAUUGUUAGUUAACUAGGAAAGGCUCUGUGUGCUGUGUGCUG
Ahaetulla prasina is the source of this 6328-nucleotide messenger RNA. Its product is annotated as protocadherin alpha-C2-like. Lineage: Eukaryota; Metazoa; Chordata; Lepidosauria; Squamata; Colubridae. The coding region runs from base 113 to 1087 and encodes 324 amino acids. The record is from RefSeq and is a predicted model, not a curated record. The transcript has a single exon. Gene Ontology annotation, biological process: homophilic cell-cell adhesion. Gene Ontology annotation, cellular component: plasma membrane. Gene Ontology annotation, molecular function: calcium ion binding.